Symbiodinium natans is the source of this 696-nucleotide messenger RNA. NCBI's taxonomy places the organism in Eukaryota, Dinophyceae, Suessiales, Symbiodiniaceae. The record is from the annotation of a GenBank genome assembly.
AUGAAGGUCUGGCUGUCGUUCCUCCUUGCUGCCGUUUGCGGAGGCACACGCUACGUGCGUCACAGCGUGCACCAGAAGGGCUUCAGGACUUUGCAGCAGGAGAAGAGCAACCUUCGCUGGCCGUCCAGCUCCGCGAUCGCAGUCGAGUUCUUUGUCAUGUCGAAAUGUCCCGAUGCCAAGCUGUGCGAAGAGACGUUUCUUCCAGUCCUGCAAGACUUGACCGAGCUGGUCACGGUGAACUUCACUUACAUCGCAGAUGUGACGAGAGAGGAGCCAGCAAGCGUCCGAUGCAUGCAUGGGCCCGAAGAGUGCAUGGGCAACUCCCAGCGCCUUUGCGUCCAGAGGGCCGGCAACGCCACGGACCUCCGCUUUGCCAAGUGUCAGGAUAGCGGAACCAUACCUGGGAAUGGCAAGGCCUGUGCAGUUGCAGCUGGCUUCACAGCAGCAGAGCUGGAAGACUUGGAGGCGUGCUGGUCCGGGGCACUCGGGCAGGCGCUGCUGAGAGAGUCGGCGAAGCGCGCCUCGGCUCUCUCUGUGACGACGUCCUGCACGCUCCAAGUGGGAAACAAGGACUUCUGCAUCCAUGACGGCGGGUGGAGAAAUUGUGGCAGCUGCGGCUCGGACAAGGCUGCCUGCCUGAAAGCCAAGGUUUGCGAGCUUUCCGGCCACGCUCGCAAGAGCGAGCUUUGUGCAUAA